This is a messenger RNA of Plasmodium adleri (nom. inval.), 633 nucleotides long. Its product is annotated as thymidylate kinase. Bases 1 to 633 code for a protein of 210 amino acids. NCBI's taxonomy places the organism in Eukaryota, Apicomplexa, Aconoidasida, Haemosporida, Plasmodiidae. Gene Ontology annotation, biological process: dTTP biosynthetic process; dUDP biosynthetic process; dTDP biosynthetic process. Gene Ontology annotation, molecular function: ATP binding; dTMP kinase activity. Gene Ontology annotation, cellular component: cytosol; cytoplasm; nucleus. The record is from RefSeq and is a predicted model, not a curated record. The transcript is spliced from 7 exons.
AUGACUGAUGAUAAAAAAAAAGGAAAAUUUAUAGUUUUUGAAGGUUUAGAUAGAUCUGGGAAAUCUACCCAAUCAAAACUACUUGUUGAAUAUUUAAAAAAAAAUAAUGUUGAAGUUAAGCAUUUAUAUUUCCCAAAUAGGGAAACAGGAAUAGGUCAAAUAAUUUCGAAAUAUUUAAAGAUGGAAAAUAGUAUGUCUAACGAAACUAUUCAUUUAUUAUUUUCAGCCAACAGAUGGGAACACAUGAAUGAAAUAAAAAAUCUCUUGUCAAAAGGCAUAUGGGUUGUCUGUGAUAGAUAUGCAUAUUCAGGAGUAGCAUAUUCUUCAGGGGCCUUGAAUUUAAAUAAAACGUGGUGUAUGAACCCAGAUCAGGGUCUAAUAAAACCGGACAUGGUUUUCUAUCUUAAUGUUCCACCGAAUUAUGCUCAAAAUAGAUCAGACUAUGGAGAAGAAAUUUAUGAAAAAGUAGAAACUCAAAAAAAAAUUUAUGAAACAUAUAAACACUUCGAAAAUGAAGAUUACUGGAUAAAUAUCGAUGCCACAAGAAAGAUAGAAGAUAUACACAACGAUAUAGUUAAAGAAGUAACCAAAAUGAAAGUAGAAACAGAAGAAUUCAAUUUUUUGUGGUCAUAA